GCUCAUGUAAGUCCCCACGUAGAACCUUAUUUUCCAUCUCCGAGACUCUGAGAUCACCUAUCUAGAUUAAUUGAUAGCAAGUGUGCUCAUUAUAUUUAAUAUUUAAUAUUAUAUUAGAAUAAUGCACAAUAUAGCUGCUUUAGGCUGCUGAACUGAAGAAACCAAAGAAAAAAUGUACAGAUGCACUUAAAGAUGCACAUUAAGAAGAAGCAGCACAUGAAAGAGACACAAUGUCUCCAAAAGACUUUUGAAGUAGGGACCGGAUUUGUCUGGUCGUCAUCGCGAGACGUCAUUAGUUCUAGAGAUUUAAGAAAGAGGUGAAUAUAUUUAUUCAUUAUUAUUAUUAAUAUAAUUAAUAUCAUUUGAUUUUUUGGACAAUGGCUCAGAGGGAACGUGCCUGGAGGUACGUGGCAUGCUCCAUGUUUUUCCUGACGUUAUUAGCAGUGGGAACCGCUUUCUCCGGGCUUUUCAAUGCCUCAGACAAGGAUAUUUUUGGUGAGUUUGAGCAGUUCCGACUCACAGAGAGCCGAGCACCGGAGCUCCGGAGGCUCCAAGCCACCAAUUACCACCCUAACUUGUACUUCAGCCAAGCAGAUGUACAGCUCAUGAGACAGAGGUCCUCAACAACCCACAGCCACAUCUUCAAAGUUAUCCGUGCAGCCGUGCUCACCAUGCUGUCCAGCGUUCCUCUCUACAUGCCGCCCGCGAAGCAUGACGAGUUCACCAGCAAAUGGAACGAGAUCUACGGUAACAACCUCCCGCCUCUGGCCCUCUACUGUUCACUGUGUCCCGAGGACUCGGCCGCUUUGCAGUUCCUGAUUAAAUUUAUGGACCGCAUGGCGGAAUAUCCGGACUGGAAAGUCACCAGCGCGCCUAACGACGAAGUGCCUAUGGCUCAUUCGCUCACUGGGUUUGCUACCGCUUUUGACUUUAUCUACUCCUCCCUGGACCAACAGCGACGGGAUGUUUACCUUAAGAGGAUCCGGCGAGAAACGGAGGAGCUGUAUGAGAUGUCUAAGUAUCGGGGAUGGGGGAAGCAGUUCCUCCAAAACCACCAGACCACCAACAUUUUAGCAAUUCUGACUGGUGCGAUUGUGGUGGGUGUGCACGACGACCCCGAGACUAUGAUAUGGAAACAAGUCUGUGUGAACUAUAUGGAGAAAACCAUGUUUCUGCUGAACCACGUGGUGGAUGGGUCUUUAGACGAAGGGGUGGCGUACGGGAGCUACACGGCGAAGUCAAUCACGCAGUAUGUGUUCCUGGCCCAGCGCCACUUCAGCAUCGACAACACCCAGAACAACUGGCUUCGCACUCAUUUUUGGUUUUAUUACGCCACUUUGCUGCCAGGUUUUCAGAGGACGGUGGGUAUUGGGGACUCUAAUUACAACUGGUUUUAUGGACCUGAAAGCCAGUUAGUUUUCUUAGACACUUUUGUGAUGAGGAACGGCACCGGUAACUGGCUAGCGCAGCAAAUUAGAAAGCACAGACCUAAAGAUGGCCCGAUGGGUCAGUCCUCAGCACAGAGGUGGACUACCCUCCACACAGAGUUCAUCUGGUACGAUGCCCGUCUGACCCCGCAGCCUCCACACGGCUAUGGCAGAGCUAAAAUGCACAUUUUCUCAAACUGGGGUGUGGUGACUUACGGAGCUGGGCUGCCCAUAGCGCAAGGCAACACAUUCGUCUCUUUUAAAUCAGGUAAGCUGGGUGGACGGGCAGUGUUUGACAUUGUCCACGCUAAGCCUUACUCGUGGGUGGACGGCUGGAACAGUUUCAACCCUGGCCAUGAGCAACCAGACCAAAACUCGUUCACUUUUGCCCCGAAUGGACAAGUGUUUGUGUCGGAGGCGCUGUACGGGCCAAAGUAUAGCUACUUGAACAAUGUGCUUGUGUUCAGUCCCUCGCCAACGAGUCAGUGCAAUGCCCCCUGGGAGGGGCAGCUCGGAGAGUGCGCCAAGUGGCUGCGCUAUACUGAUGAGGGGGUGGGAGACUCCGCAGGAGAGGUGAUAGCAGCUUCCUCACACAGAGACAUGCUGUUUGUUAGCGGUGAGGCUGCUGCGGCCUAUUCCCCAGCCAUGAGGCUGAAAAGCGUGUACAGGGCCCUGGUGCUCCUCAACUCACAGACUCUCCUGGUGGUCGACCAUGUGGAGAAGUGGGACAGCUCGCCAGUGAACACCCUCAGCGCGUUUUUCCACAACUUGGACAUUGACUUUAAGUAUGUAGCUCAUAGGUAUAUGGACAGGUACAACGGGGCUUUGAUGGAUGUCUGGGAUGCUCAUUACAAAAUGUUCUGGUUUGAUAGCCAGGGCUACAGCCCGAGCACAAGAAUACAGGAGGCGGAGCAGGCAGCGGAGUUUAAAAAAAGAUGGACUCAGUUUGUCAAUGUCACUUUCCCCAUGAGGGGCACGGUGGGCCGAAUGGCCUACGUGAUGCACGGGCCUUAUGUUCAAGUCUCCAACUGCCGGUUCAUUGAUAGCAGCAAAAACGGCCUCAGAAUCUCACUUGUGGUCAACAACACUGAAAAAAUAGUCUCCAUAGUGACCAACUACAAAGACAUAGGGGCACGUUCGAGCUACCUGGGCUUUGGGGGUUAUGCCAAAGUGGAAGACAGAUAUCAGAUUAUCCGCUUUGGGUUGGGAGCACAGCUCGUGCCCAAGCAAACAUCGGUAGACAAUCAGCUAUUUGACUUUGGAUUCACAGUGAAUGUGAUAGCAGGGGUGAUACUGUGUGUGGCGAUCGGCUUCCUGACCCUGCAGCGCAAGUUUUAUGUCUGCUUCACCAGACUGAUGCGCUACGCCCUGUUCUCUGUGCUAAUGCUGUGGAUCAUUGAGCUCCUGUUUGUCUCAAACAGCUGCGAUCAGCUACUGUGUGGAGUUAAGUGGAAAAGUGCCGCUACUGACCCCGAACUCAGCAAACAGCUGAGACUGUACGACCAGCAUCGCUUCCCUUUGCCCACUGUGGUCAUCACAACCCUGCCGGGCUCUGGCUCGGACAUCCUUAAGCACCUUUUCUACAACAACUCAGACUUUGUCUACCUGCGCGUCCCCACAGAGCACCUGGAUAUACCCGAGACGGAGUUCGAGUUCGACUCCUUGGUGGACGCUUGCGAGUGGACGAGGUCGGAUGCUCAAAAUGGGCGGUUCAAGAUAAUCCAGGGCUGGCUACAUUCUCUGGUACACAACACCCACCUGCACCUGCAGAACAUCCCACUGUAUGAGACCAGCAGAGUCAAGCAGGUUCAGAGAGCCGGCCCUCUUCAUGACAAGAGAAAGAGGAUGAGGAGGAGGGAGCCGUUGGCUGAGAUGAGAGGAAGGGUGAGAGCCAGCUCAGACAGGGACGCCGAGUAUGUGCGGGAGAUGAGGAGGCACACGGGCGAAUACCCGAACGCUCGGCUGGUCCUGAACUUGCGCAGCGGGAGCUGGGCUCUCAAGCUUCCUUUCAUCCAAGAGGUGGUCGGCCCCUCACUCCGUGCCAUCUAUGUGGUCAGGGACCCUCGCGCGUGGAUCUAUCUGAUGCUGUACAACAGCAAGCCUAGCCUUUACUCCCUGAAGAACAUCCCGCAGCACUUAGCCCUCAUGUUCAAGGAGGACAUCACCCGGGAAAGGUGCCCAGCUUUUGCGUCCGAAUUCAGGACGCUGUGGAGACUCCUGUCCCGGUCCGAGGCCAAUCCCGUGCUCUUGCUGGCCCACCUGUGGCUGGCUCACACUGCUGCGGUGUUCCGCGUCACAGCAACCUUGCCUGAGGAAGCCUACCUGCAGGUGAGGUUUGAGGACGUGGUGAACUUCCCUGAGGACACGGCUGAGAGGAUACACUCUUUCCUGGGUGUCCCGGUGACGCCCUCAGCCCUGAACCAGCUCAUGUUCACCACCUCAACGAACUUGUACAAUCUGAUGUAUGAGGGGGACAUAUCACCAGCCAGCAUCAACAUAUGGAGAAAAAACAUGCCUAGGAAGGACGUCAGACUCAUUGAGGACACUUGUGGGUUCAUGAUGAAGAGACUUGGGUACUCCAGGUUUGGUAGUUGAAGGGGAAUUUCAGAAAUUCUGCAUAAUUAAAUGGAUGUAAACAUUUAAUUCAGAGUGGCUUUUAGGAAACACUCUGUUCUAGAAAAAACUUGCCAAAUCACAAUCGUUCACAGUGGUGGUGAUAGGAACCAGACGUCUAGAACAUCUAGAGUUGAUGCACGGAUAUGCAUAUGUUAAUGAAAUGAUUGCGAAUAUGUUGCAUUGAUGUCAGAGACACUGGUUUACUGUAGUUUUGAGACAAAAACAAGAAUACAGCUCAUUUGAAAGACCCACACUGACCGCCUGAAUCUAUUAGAGAGAGGUUAAAGCUCUGCUGCUGGUCUCUAAAGCUCUAAACCUUAAAGCUUCUGAACGUGUGUCUGUUUAUGAUCUUAGAUCUGCAGAUUCUGACCUUCAAACACCCUCAGUAAAACCCAGAAAACGUGGAGAGGCUCUUUCAGUUCUUCUGCUUCUAAACAGUGGAGCUCAGUUAAGCUUUUAUUAGUCAGUCGAGCUCAGAGCUCAGUUUUAUUUCAAUUAUUAACAUUUUUUAAAUUCAUACAUGCCAGAAAGCUACAAAACAGCCCCUAAAGAAAAAAAUGCUUUUUCAGAUUUAACACCAUUUUAUCAUUAAGCAUAGACUCGUGUAGGUUCUCUGGUGGUUCUGGAUGGUAAAUAAAGUGUCUAUAUCUGUGUUGUAGUCAUAGCGACGUCUGGUUCCCAUCACCACCACUGUAAAGACAUCUGAACCGCUUCACACCAAACCCUCAGAACCUCUGAUUGCAUCUCAAUUAUGCAGAUACUUUGAAAAAUCAGAAUUCCCCUUUAAAUGAUUAGCUGCAGGCCAGCUGCUGUUUGAGGUGUCCUGUAGUGUGUGGCUGGUAUUAUUAUUAUUAUUAUUAUUAUUAUUAUUAUUAUUAUAUUUUUGCGUGCGUGUCAUACUUUGUAUUUUUGCACUGACUUAAACAGCAAAAGAGAUUUUUGAUGACGUUAAAGCCCGGAGAGGAAGGAAAUGGUGAAAGUGUUAAACUGUUUUAUUUUUAUUUUGUAAUCUGUGAUGCGCUGCGACAAACGUGGUACCUUGUGCUGGCUAGUUGGUGACAUUUUAUAUUAAAAUGCAUCAAGGACGGCUCAGAAAUCCCUUUUCCUUUUUUUUCUGCCUUUUUUUCUGAGAAAGACACUUUAAGCACUCGCUUUUUGGAGUGAUUUCUUUACUACUCAAUGUCUGACGAGCAGUUUUGUGCUUAGUAACCUCCAAAAAAAGUGCGUUCUGCAACGUUAAAGGUGAUUAUUUUUGUAACGCUGUAAAAACAAGAGAGCUGAGUUGUUUAAUCGAGGGUCUCUAUGGACGUCUGUUGUGAGAAACUUAAUGUCUCAAUGUCUUUCGAAUGCAGAAAGCAUCUUAACGAUGUAGUCUUCGUUUUGCAUUUUGAUUACUCACGCUUGUUUUUCUGUUACUGCUUCUGCCCACUGUUGUAUAGAUUAUCCUUCAGAAACUGUUUUCACUGUUUUAAGCCUCCAAAGCCUUGUUGGAGUAGUAAUUGACUUUAAAGCUUAAGCUCGGUGUGCAUUGUGUGAAAUCAAGAGUGUUAGCACUAAUCCCCAGAGUGGAACACGUUCCAGCUUAGAGCCUGUAUCCAGCGAUCAUGUGAAAGCCCCAAAAGGUGGAAGAAAUGAAAAUUUCAUUGCGGUUUGGACAGGCUGGUGCAAUCCAUACCUGCUGUAUAUCGUAUAAGGGCUAUUGCAGAAUUAAAGGCAGGGAAGGGGGGGUGCAGGAUGAUCGACACCUCUAAAAGUAGCUGCCACAUAUUUUGACAGGCAUCACAUGGAGAUCAAACUACAGUUUGUCUCGGCGGGUUCAGACUCAUUCUCAGUCUAUUAGCGAUUCCAAAGCAGGCCCAGAGCUAGCCACACAAGCUCUGUGAAAUGCCAAAACCAGGCCCGUCAUGCGGCUCCGCGGCGGCGUUAUCUCCUGCACGGCCCCAGGAGAAACGCAGAUCAGACAGCAGAGCCCUCAUUUCCUGUCCAACCUAAUCAGACAUUCGGCGACCUUUCGGACCACUGUCCCACACUGCCACUGCAGGGGAGACCUGCGAUGGCACUGGCUACACAUGUUGUCCACACACUUUAAAAGACAUGGUUCUUCAAGGGUUCUUUAGUAAAGAAAGUGGUUGUAUAUAGAACCAUGAACACACAAAGAGCCCUUUGCAGGGUUAAAGGCUUGUUUGCAUUGUGCAAGGCUCUUCAGAUUAAUGGAGAAUGUAUACGGUUCCAUAGAGAACUUUUUUGAAAAGGGUUCUAUGUAACCCCAAGAAAAGGAAUCUACCACACAUUGUCCAUCCGUUGGAUGAAGAACCAUUUGGCAGUGCAAAGAAGGCUUUAAUCAUGCAAAUGUUUCUUUGGGUGUUCAUGGUUCUGUAUAAAACCAUUUCCUUAACUACAGAACCCUUGAAGAACCAUCCUUUUAAAAAGUGUAUGGAUGGGCGAAUAUCUAGUCUUUGUAAGCACUGCAGGUGCAAAAAAAAAUUCAUUUAAUUCUGACCAUUAUAAUGUAACGCAGUACUGGGCCUGUAUAAGGUAAUGCAGUGGGUCCAGUACUGGGCCUGCACAGUGUAAUGCAGUGGGUCCAGUACUGGGCCUUUACAGUGUAAUGCAGUGGGUCCAGUACUGGGCCUGCACAGUGUAAUGCAGUGGGUCCAGUACUGGGCCUUUACAGUGUAAUGCAGUGGGUCCAGUACUGGGCCUGCACAGAGUAAUGCAGUAUGUCCAGUACUGGGCCUGUGUAAUGUAAUGCAGUGGGUGCAGUACUGGGCCUGCACAGUGUAAUGCAGUGGGUCCAGUACUGGGCCUGCACAGAGUAAUGCAGUAUGUCCAGUACUGGGCCUGCACAGUGUAAUGCAGUGGGUCCAGUACUGGGCCUGCACAGAGUAAUGCAGUAUGUCCAGUACUGGGCCUGUGUAAUGUAAUGCAGUGGGUGCAGUACUGGGCCUGCACAGUGUAAUGCAGUGGGUCCAGUACUGGGCCUGCACAGUGUAAUGCAGUGGGUCCAGUACUGGGCCUGCACAGUGUAAUGCAGUGGGUCCAGUACUGGGCCUGCACAGUGUAAUGCAGUGGGUCCAGUACUAAACUUCAGAGAGGUUUUUCAUACUCAAACAUCUCAUUCAUGGAAAAAGAACCAUCCUGUUGAAGAUCUGAUCUGUUGAAGAGUCAAUACAAAACAAAAAGUGGUUAUUUAAGGGUUCUUUAGUGAAGGCACUCUGGUUCUAUAUAGUCCUAAAAUGGUUCUGUAUAGUACUAGAAAGGACUUUGACAUAUAACAAUAGUGGAACCCUGUUGAGUUCAAUGUACAGGUUUGUUUGUUUAAGCCUUCACUGUAAAUAUGUGUGUGAAGUGAGGACAACUCAAAGAACCGUAGAAACAGAGAAUGCACACAUUGUUCUUUGCAUGGUUAAAUGGUUCUUCUAUAAUGAAAACCUGUUGUUUAUGGGUCUUAAAAGAACCUUAUUCCGAAAGUAGCUCAGUCACAGAAUCUGUUUUGGGAGAUUUUAUAAAGUGUACACUCUUUAAAAUGUGUCAUGUGGAAGAACCACUUUUUUGGUUCCCUAAAGACCAUGUUUGAAAGAGGAAGUUGAAAGGUUCUAUAGGGAACAAAACAUGGUUCUUCGAGGGUUUUUUUUAGUAAAAAGGCAGUGGUUGCUAUUUUAGCCAAAGCAGUUGUACAUAGUUUCCAAAAUAGGAACAAAAAAGUGGAACCCUUUUUAUGCUAUAUAGAACCAUUUUUUCAAAUGUUCUUUGAUUGUAUAUGGCUCUGUUUAGAACCAUUGUCUUUAUUAAAGAACCAUUACAUGAAUAGCUGUAUUUAAGGAUGUAAAGAGCUAUGACAACUGAGAGAGCUACUGGAUUGCAUAAAUGGUUCUUGCAUGUUUAAAUGGUUCUCCACUCUAGAACCCUGUUGUAAAUGCUUUUUUAAAGAACCAAAAGGGUUCUGCUAUGGUUACAAGUCAUAGAACCUUUCUGUGGGCACUGUUUAAAACCUUUUUUGCACAAAGUAUAUAGCAUCGCUCUAAAGAACCCUUAUUUUUAAGUGUGCACUCCUAAAAAAGGUGUCAUGUAGAACAUAUCGGAAAGAGGAAUUUGAAAGGUUCUGUAGGGAAAAAAAGUGGUUCUUCAAGGGUUCUUUAAUGAAAAGGCAGUGCUUAUAUUUUUGACCAAGAUCAGAACCUUUUUGGUACAAUACAGAACCAUUUUUACAAUGUGUUUUGAUUGUUUAUGGUUCUAUUCAGAACCAUAGCCUUUAUUAAAGAACCGGUACUUGAAUAGCUGUAUUUAAGGAUGUAAAGAGCUGUGAUAACUCAGAGAACUACUGGAACGCAUGAGUGGUUCUUUUCUAUGAAAGCCUGUUGUAUAUGUUUCUUUAAAAGAACCAGAUAGGGUUCUGCUAUGGUUACAAGUCACAGAACCUUUUUGUGGGCACUAUUUAAAAGCCUUUUUUUGCCAGUAGAUUUCAGCAUCCUUGUUUUUAAGUGUGCAUUCUGUAAAAGGUGCCACAAAGGGUUCUUCUGUUCAGGCCUGCACAGAACCCUUUUUGGGUUCUGUCCCCGAGUCGUCUCUUGUCUUCUGUUUAAGGCUGUGCACGUCUGAGCGUCCGUCGCUCGUGUCCCUGGCCGUGUUCGGACUCUGUGGUCUGUGAAUGGCCAGGCCAGGCUGACCGUCUCGUGUAAACUGCUUCCCUCUCUCUGUUUGUGGGUGUACGUCUCUGAGCUUCUGUGGCCUUGAAAAAAAAGUUCUUUAAACAUGUUUUUCAUGUUCAUUUCGCUUCCUGACCAGAUGGCUGACGUCUCGACGGCAAAUAAAGAUGAUUUAUGACCAAAUGA
Molecule: messenger RNA, 8875 nt
Organism: Pygocentrus nattereri (red-bellied piranha)
Lineage: Eukaryota; Metazoa; Chordata; Actinopteri; Characiformes; Serrasalmidae
Product: dermatan-sulfate epimerase-like protein
Exons: 1
Coding region: 378-4022 (1214 amino acids)
Molecular function (GO): chondroitin-glucuronate 5-epimerase activity
Source: RefSeq, a predicted model, not a curated record